ACGACGACGGCGUGAUGAUUUUGAAUUUUGGAUUGGAUUUGUCCCGAUUAAUACAUGAGCUCGUUUGUGAUUGGUCGGAAAUCUCUUUGUUUUGAUUGGUCGAAAAUCUGUCUCUUUUGAUUGGUCCUUUUAGUAAGGACAAACAUGGGUUUUAAACUUUCAUUAAGAGUGUAAGAGUAUGACAGAAUUUUGGAGAGUAGAUAGAUUGGAAAGUCAUGCUUGAGGAGCUCCACAGAUUAGUCCCCCAUUUUAACACAUGCAUAAAUUAUUGAAUGAUAUAAACCUCACACCCUUUCUAUAAAUUGAUACAAUUUUCUUUAACACUCUCUCACAAGUCUUUGUGUUUUCUACUUAGAAUCUAUCAUUUGUCUUAUUCCUCUACUUAAAAAAUGGCAUCUGCAGAUGCUGAAUUCAAGAUCUAUGUUAGCAAUCUGGAUAUGGACACAGAUACAAAUGAUCUUGAAGAUGCAUUUUCCAAGUUUGGCGACGUUAUAAAGUCUAAUGUGGUUUACCCAAAUGAGUAUUAUUAUGAUAGUCCAGUGGCAUAUGGAUUUGUUAGUUUCAAAGAUGAGAAAUCCAUGAAGGACGCCAUUAAUGGGAGAAGAGGCUCACUCAUCACGCAAGAGUCGUCGUCGUGCUAAACAUGUUGCUUCAAAGGGGAUUUAGAGGAUAAAAAUGGUUAUAAAUAAAUCUGGUUUUAA
Molecule: messenger RNA, 701 nt
Organism: Arabidopsis lyrata subsp. lyrata
Lineage: Eukaryota; Viridiplantae; Streptophyta; Magnoliopsida; Brassicales; Brassicaceae
Product: glycine-rich RNA-binding protein GRP2A
Exons: 2
Coding region: 390-641 (83 amino acids)
Molecular function (GO): mRNA binding
Source: RefSeq, a predicted model, not a curated record